AUGCUGCAUAAUUUCUUUAGACAACAACAACAACGGCAACAUCAUCAUCAACGACGCCAACAACAUGUGUUUCAAAUUAUUGCCCUGGUCUUGAUUUCCCAACACAUCGUGUCAACAAUGUCUGCUACCGCCACCACAACCUCAAUUGCUCGCGAUAACAAUGAUGAAUUCUGGGAUUUGGGUUCAUCUCGACCCGAUGAAAAUCUCACAAAAUUACGCCUGUGGUUGACCAUCAGUGCCCAAAAACGUUUCCUAGAAGUGUCAUGGAUCAAUGCUCCCGCCUUGGAAGAUGAUCGCAUUAUGAUUACCUCGGGAGAGCCGUAUCAUUUUGAAAAAUUAAAAUAUAUACCCACGGAACAGACCCCUAUGGCCGAAUUUAGUAAAGAGUUUGAAAAUGAUUCUUCCAUAUUAUCACAAGAAGAUGGUAGUGGUGGGGGAGAACCCAUUGCCUCCACAACAACACCUCACUCACGGGGAUCACCAUAUAAUGCCAAGGACAUACAUUAUUGGAUAUCGAACAAUGGUUCGAAUCACAUUGUGGCCGCCUUAAAACCCACAGCCAACUCCUUAUGGUUUACCACAGGGGUCCCCUUCGAUUACAACCUUUCGAAAAAUGUCACUACCCAAACCAAAUGCUAUGGUUAUUGGGCCUCGUAUGUUAAUGGUCAGGGUUACAUUUUGGCCACCACCUGCCUUCGAGCCUUUCCACGAUGGAUGAAUGAAAUGCGUAAUCAAAUUGGACGAUUACGUAUGCGUGAUCUCUUCAUACCCGGUUCACAUGAUUCCGGUUCAUAUCGUCUUAACUUUGAUCCUUUACAUCAUGAGACAUUGGUUACCAAAUAUUCGCUGUGUCAGGAUGAUGAUGUUCGCGGUCAGCUAAUGCAUGGUAUACGUUAUUUAGAUAUACGAGUCGGAUAUCAUCGUAAUACCCCAGAGUUAUUUUUCAUAAAUCAUGGUAUUACCCGCCAGAGGCCUUUGGUGGAGAUUAUCGAUCAGGUUAAGGAUUUUGUUGAAGAAACAAAUGAAAUUGUCAUAUUUGGCCUGAAGGAGUUCCCUGUGGGCUUUGGUAAAAAUCUAACCAUACAUCACAAAUUAGCCGAAUUUCUAAAGGAACACUUUGGCAAUCUGGUGGUACAUCCUUCGGCGACAUGGCGGGCAUCACUAAAUGACAUAUGGUCGCGAAAACAAAAUGUCAUUCUAGCAUAUGAUAAAUAUGAAAUGGUACAACGGUAUCCCCAUCUAUUAUUCGGUUCUGUCGAACAGAGAUGGGGAAAUGUACAAAAAUGGUCUGAUUUGGAGGCUUUCUUGAGAUCCAUUAAUGAUAGUGAUGUGUCACGCCUCUCUAGUCGUCCCAUUGCCGAUAUGGCUGAGCUAACGCCCAAAGCCUGGGAUGUCAUAGUCAAUAAAUAUGGUGGCCUUAGAAAAAUGGCAGACAAAGUUAAUUGGCGUGUCUCUCAGCUGUAUGCUAAUGAUUUGGGUGCCAAUGCAAAUAUUGUUGCGGUAGAUUUUUAUCGCGGCACCACGAUAGUGGAAACAGCAAUGGAUUGGAAUCGAAGAAAAAUUGUAUAUUAAAUU
Musca vetustissima is the source of this 1575-nucleotide messenger RNA. RefSeq lists its product as uncharacterized. The record is from RefSeq and is a predicted model, not a curated record. Gene Ontology annotation, molecular function: phosphoric diester hydrolase activity. Bases 1 to 1572 code for a protein of 523 amino acids. The transcript is spliced from 3 exons. Gene Ontology annotation, biological process: lipid metabolic process. Lineage: Eukaryota; Metazoa; Arthropoda; Insecta; Diptera; Muscidae.